Messenger RNA from Trifolium pratense (red clover), 1785 nucleotides. Its product is annotated as amino acid transporter AVT1I. Gene Ontology annotation, cellular component: plasma membrane. The transcript is spliced from 3 exons. The record is from RefSeq and is a predicted model, not a curated record. Lineage: Eukaryota; Viridiplantae; Streptophyta; Magnoliopsida; Fabales; Fabaceae. Bases 171 to 1457 code for a protein of 428 amino acids.
AUCAUCAUGCGGCUCAAAAGUAUUAUAAAAAGAAACAACAUAAGAUAAAAAAUAGUAAGUGGGAUAAUAAUAAUAUUAUUAAUAUUUAUUUGUGAAAAGAAGAGAUAAACAUUCUCCUUAGUUUUGGCAAACAAACAAGAAAACUCUGUUUGUCUUCCUUGAAAAUAUCAAUGGAAGGAGAAGGUGAUAAGUGGCAGCAGCUGUGUGAUGAAGAUGUGGCUCUGAAUAUUCCUCUAAUAGGUGCAGAACAUGAAGGAAGCAACGGUCACAACAACAAUGUUACCACAUCUUUCCUUAAAACUUGUUUCAAUGGCCUCAAUGCUUUAUCAGGUGUUGGAAUAUUAUCAGUUCCAUAUGCUUUAGCCUCAGGAGGAUGGUUAAGUUUAGCAAUUUUAUUUUCUAUUGCAGCAGUAGCAUUUUACUCAGGAAUCUUAAUGAAAAGAUGCAUGGAAAAAAAUUCCAACAUAAGAACUUAUCCUGAUAUAGGUGAACUUGCAUUUGGAAAAACAGGAAGAUUAAUAGUAUCAAUUUCAAUGUACACAGAACUCUACUUGGUUUCAAUAGGGUUCUUGAUUCUAGAAGGAGAUAAUUUGAGUAACUUAUUUCCAAUUGAAGAGUUUCAAGUGGUUGGUUUAUCAAUUGGUUCAAAGCAUUUUUUUGUGAUUUUGGUUGCACUAAUUAUUUUGCCUACAAUUUGGUUGGAUAAUUUGAGUCUUCUUUCUUAUGUAUCUGCAAGUGGUGUGUUUGCUUCUAUAAUCAUAAUUUUGUCAAUAUCAUGGACCGGAGCAUUUGAUGGAGUUGGUUUUGAUCAAAAGGGUGUUAUUGUAAAUUUGAAUGGGAUCCCUACAGCUGUUAGCUUGUAUGCUUUUUGCUAUUGUGCUCAUCCAGUCUUCCCUACUCUCUACAAUUCCAUGAGGAACAAACAUCAAUUCUCUAAUGUCCUAAUUGUAUGCUUUAUAAUAACCACUAUUGGUUAUGCAUCAAUGGCUAUAAUUGGUUACUUAAUGUUUGGUUCAAAAGUUGACCCACAAGUAACAUUAAACUUACCACUAAACAAAAUGAGUUCAAGAAUAGCAAUAUACACAACUUUGGUUAAUCCAAUAACCAAAUUUGCUUUGAUGGCAACACCUAUUACAAAUGCUUUGAAAGAUUUACUUCCAAUGACAUACAAGAAUAACAAAGUGACCAACAUCUUUGUUAGUACUAUUCUUGUAAUUAGCACUGUAAUUGUUGCAUUAUGUGUUCCUUUCUUUGGUUCUCUCAUGUCAUUGGUUGGAGCAUUUUUAAGUGUCACUGCCUCUAUUUUGCUUCCUUGUUUGUGCUACUUGAGGAUUUCUGGCACUUAUAGGAAAUUUGGGUUUGAGACAUUUGUUAUAGUGGUAAUAAUAUUAGUAGCUAUAGUGAUGGGAAUAUCUGGGACAUAUACUUCAGUUGUUGAAAUAGUACAAAAUUUGUAAUAGCUAGGUAAUUUAUUAUGUAGUGAUAUAUUUUUGGGUUACAUAGGAAAGUGAAAUUGGAUUUUCUUAUUUGAUUCAUUUAGGACGGCUGUGGUCGUUGGAUCGAAAUCAAAAAAUUUAAAUUUCGAUUUAAUAACUACGAUUGUUCUGAAUGUUUCAAAUAAAUAACUUCAGACAAUCAUAGGCCACAAGAUAAUAGGUAAGUAGUGGUGUACCGAUGUUGCAUUUAUUUUUGUUUGUAGGGAAUGUAGAGAGUAACUGAUUUCAUGAUGUAACAAUUAUAUACAUUUAUACCUAAUUCUCUCCUAUUUUGAUCUUGGCUGGAAAA